GCAUGUAGCUCGGCCGCAGCUCGCUCCAUUCACGCUGCGCCACCCCCAGCCGGCCCGCGGUCCCCGGCCCCCUGUGCCCUGCGAGAGGCCUGCAGACCCUGGCUGCAGCGGGCCCCCGGGGGACCGCGCCCCUCUCGCCCCGGCCUCGCGCCGCCUGGGGGGCGCUGCAAAUAGUCCUUUGUUUACAUGCAAUUCCUUACUCCGCGGAAGGAGGCCGGGGGAGUGCUGAGUUUUCACCAGCUGUUUCCCGCCUUGAAACAGACAUCUGAUCAGCUGCAAACACACACACACACACACACACACACACACACACACGCCCGGGGAGGCAGGCCGGAGAGACCUCCCUCCCGCCCCUCCCGCCCGCCUCCCUCCCCUCGCCGCCGCCGCCGCCGCCGCCAGCAUCUGGGACCGGCCGAUUCUGCACCUCCGUCCGGCGCUGCCCUUUGAUUCGGAUUUCCAUCUUGCAUUCUCCGGCUGAUCGCGGGACCUGGCUCGUGCAGAGGAGGGGGGCCGAUCGCUAUGGAGUAUUUCAUGGUGCCCACUCAGAAGGUGCCCUCUUUGCAACAUUUCAGGAAAACAGAGAAAGAAGUGAUAGGAGGGCUCUGUAGCCUUGCCAACAUUCCACUGACCCCAGAGACUCAGCGGGACCAGGAGCGGCGGAUUCGACGGGAGAUCGCCAACAGCAACGAGCGGAGGCGCAUGCAGAGCAUCAACGCGGGCUUUCAGUCUCUCAAGACCCUCAUCCCCCACACAGACGGAGAGAAGCUCAGCAAGGCAGCCAUUCUCCAGCAGACAGCCGAGUACAUCUUCUCCCUGGAGCAGGAGAAGACCAGGCUCUUGCAGCAGAAUACACAGCUCAAGCGCUUCAUCCAGGAGCUGAGCGGCUCGUCCCCCAAGCGACGGCGGGCAGAGGACAAGGACGAAGGCAUCGGCUCUCCGGACAUCUGGGAGGACGAAAAGGCGGAGGACUUGCGGCGGGAGAUGAUUGAGCUUCGGCAGCAGCUGGACAAGGAACGCUCGGUGCGCAUGAUGCUGGAGGAGCAGGUGCGCUCGCUGGAGGCCCACAUGUACCCAGAAAAGCUCAAGGUGAUUGCGCAGCAGGUGCAGCUGCAGCAGCAGCAGGAACAGGUGAGGCUGUUGCACCAGGAGAAGCUGGAGCGGGAACAGCAGCACCUGCGGACCCAGCUCCUGCCCCCUCCUGCCCCCACCCACCACCCCACAGUGAUCGUGCCGGCACCGCCUCCCCCUCCCUCCCACCACAUCAACGUUGUCACCAUGGGCCCCUCCUCAGUCAUCAACUCUGUUUCCACAUCCCGGCAAAAUCUGGACACCAUCGUGCAGGCAAUCCAGCACAUCGAGGGCACCCAGGAAAAGCAGGAGUUGGAGGAGGAGCAGAGGCGAGCUGUCAUCGUGAAGCCGGUCCGAAGCUGCCCGGAGGCCCCCACCUCUGACACGGCCUCCGACUCCGAGGCCUCAGACAGUGAAGCCAUGGACCAGAGCCGGGAGGAACCGUCAGGGGACGGGGAGCUUCCCUGACUACCCCCCCCAGCCCUCCUCUCCCUUCUGGGGGCUCGAGGGAGCCGGGGCAGCCACAGGGAGAGAUGAGGGUGAAUGAGUGAGAAAUUUUUACAAAAUUACGAUGUUAUUUGGGUCUCUUUUAUGACCUCUUUUUCAAUACUGUAAAUCAACCUUUGAACGAAGCCACUCAACCCGAGGUCCCAGGGCUGGGAUGGCUCAGAGCGUGUGGGAGCAUCGGGACCCCAGGGCUGGGCCUCGGCCCCGGGGGCUGGGGGAAGCUGACACGGAGGUGCCUGCCUCUCUCUGCCAAAAAGCAUUUUUUCCUUUAAACAUGUUUUUUAAGAACAGGGAAAAU
Molecule: messenger RNA, 1873 nt
Organism: Cebus imitator (Panamanian white-faced capuchin)
Lineage: Eukaryota; Metazoa; Chordata; Mammalia; Primates; Cebidae
Gene: TFAP4
Product: transcription factor AP-4
Exons: 7
Coding region: 520-1536 (338 amino acids)
Biological process (GO): regulation of transcription by RNA polymerase II
Cellular component (GO): nucleus
Molecular function (GO): protein dimerization activity; RNA polymerase II cis-regulatory region sequence-specific DNA binding; DNA-binding transcription factor activity, RNA polymerase II-specific
Source: RefSeq, a predicted model, not a curated record